Messenger RNA from Raphanus sativus (radish), 1103 nucleotides. Its product is annotated as transcription factor bHLH80. Gene Ontology annotation, biological process: regulation of transcription by RNA polymerase II. The coding region runs from base 127 to 879 and encodes 250 amino acids. The record is from RefSeq and is a predicted model, not a curated record. Gene Ontology annotation, molecular function: protein dimerization activity; RNA polymerase II cis-regulatory region sequence-specific DNA binding; DNA-binding transcription factor activity, RNA polymerase II-specific. Gene Ontology annotation, cellular component: nucleus. NCBI's taxonomy places the organism in Eukaryota, Viridiplantae, Streptophyta, Magnoliopsida, Brassicales, Brassicaceae. The transcript is spliced from 5 exons.
GAGCACUUCACUCUUGUGGCUCUGUCUAAUCGUCUCCACUGCAAAAAAAACAAAACAAAAAAAACACGCGAUAAAAAGCGGGGAAAUUCAGUUCACCGACUAAAGCAAGUCUCCGUUGAAAACCCGAUGCAAUCUACUCACGGCGACGGCGGCGGUGAAGGAGGAAGUGGAGAGGCGAGUAGAAGUGGGUUAUCUAGGAUCCGUUCAGCUCCGGCGACUUGGAUUGAAACCCUACUCGAGGACGAUGAAGAAGAAGACGAUUUGAAACCUAACCUCUGUUUGACUGAGCUUCUUACCGGAAACUCGACUCGUGACUCAUUUGAGUUCCCGAGCUCCUCCUCCGUUGAGCAGGGAUUGUACAGUCACCAAGGCGGUGGCUUUCACCGUCAAAAUAGCACUCCGGCGGAUUUUCUCAGUGGCUCUGGAGCUGGGAGCGAUGGGUAUUUCUCAAAUUUUGGGAUUCCGGCGAAUUACGAUUACUUGACGCCGAACGUUGACAUUGCUGCGGCGAGUAAACGGUCGAGGGAAAUUGAAGCUCACUUCUCUUCUCAGAUGAAAGAAGAGCAAAUGAGUGGUGGUGUGUCAGGAAUGGUGGAUAUCAACAUGGAUAAGUUUCUUGAGGACUCGGUUCCUUGUAGGGUUCGUGCUAAACGUGGUUGUGCAACUCAUCCUCGUAGCAUUGCUGAACGGGUGAGGAGAACGCGAAUUAGUGAUCGGAUCAGGAAGCUGCAAGAACUUGUUCCUAACAUGGAUAAGCAAACCAACACUGCAGACAUGUUAGAAGAAGCUGUGGAGUAUGUGAAAGCUCUUCAAAGCAAGAUCCAGGAGUUGACAGAGCAGCAGAGGAGGUGCAUAUGCAAACCUAAGGAAGAACAAUAAGGUUUCCUUAGGAUUGAUAUAUAAGUAUUUUUUUUUAAUCUACAAAUGGUGAUGAUCGGUUCGAAAAUUCGAAACAUGAUCCUAUAUGGAACUAGAAAAAAUAGAUUAUAUGAUGUAUGAAUCUAAGCUGUAAAAGUUUUGUACAAUAAGGAGAAAAGUUCAAAAAAAUGAAUAUGUACGCAUGUUCUUCAUAUAAGUGGGGGAAGUAAAAUUGGUUUGGUGUU